AUGAACGAAGAAGAAAUCGGUCGACACCGAGAAGGUGAAGUCCAAGAGCGGCCCUCUUCAGUGUUAGAAGGUACAGGAGGGGAUGCGGCUACCAAAGAAGUGGAGAUAGACCCGCAAACACAGAAACGUGCAGAUCAGAGUAAGCACGACAGUCCUGCUGUGGAAUCAGAAACACCAUCAGAAGGUAUUUCAGCUGAUUCUGAAAAGAAGCAAGAAUCUAUGAGUCCUGAAGUUGAAGAUACUCAAAAUCAAGAGCAAGGCGGAGUCCACGGUCAACAGAGCAGUGAUUCGUCCAAGGUUAAUGAUGAUGACUCUAAAAAACGUCCAUGGGAAGAGGAUGCUGAAGAAGGUAACGAAGAAGUCUAUGCUGCCAAAAAGAUUGAGGAGGAAGGAGAAACCAAUGGUGGCAACGAGGACGAAGAUGACGAAGAUGAUGAAGAUGACGAAGAUGAAGAUGAAGAGAAUGGAGUUGAACGUCACUCCAAAAAGCGUCGCCAGGAAAGGAAUAGAUUUUUAGAUAUUGAAGCUGAAGUGAGUGAUGAUGACGAGGACGAGGAAGACGAGGAAGAAUCUGAAUUGGUGCGUGAAGGUUUCAUCACACGUGGUGAUGAUGAAGACGAAAGUUCGGAGGCACAGCGGGAGGAUAGGCUACAUAGACAGCUAGAUCAGGAUCUAAACAAGUCUUCAGAGGAGGAUGCUCAGAAAUUGGCUAAGGAAUUAAGGGAGCGUUACGGUAGAAGUAGUUCAAAGCAGUAUCGUGCAGCAGCACAGGACGGCUAUGUUCCUCAAAGGUUUUUAUUACCUAGUGUUGAUACUGCUACUAUAUGGGGUGUUCGUUGUAGACCUGGUAAAGAGAAGGAGCUAGUUCGUAAACUACUGAAGAAAAAAUUCAAUUUGGACAGAGCUAUGGGAAACAAAAAACUUAAGAUUUUGUCAAUCUUCCAAAGAGACAACUACACUGGCAGAAUUUAUAUGGAAGCACCAAAGCAGUCUGUCGUCGAAAAGUUUUGUAACGGUGUUCCAGACAUAUACAUAUCACAAAAGCUGCUAAUUCCAGUGCAGGAAUUACCAUUGUUAUUGAAACCUAAUAAAUCAGAUGAUGUAACGUUAAAAGAAGGUAGUUACGUGCGUAUCAAAAGAGGUAUUUAUAAGGGAGAUUUAGCUGUAGUUGAUCAAAUCAGUGAAAACAAUCUAGAAGUUAUGUUAAAGAUGGUUCCUCGGUUGGAUUAUGGUAAGUUUGAUGAGAUAGAUCCAGUGACGAACCAGCGUAAGGCAAGACGCCCUACAUAUGCUCAAAGGCCGCCUCCUCAGCUUUUUAAUCCAACGAUGGCAUUGAGAUUGGAUCAAGCCAAUUUGUAUAAGAGGGAUGACCAUCAUUUCACUUAUAAAAACGACGAUUAUGUGGAUGGAUACUUAUUUAAAUCUUUUAGGAUUCAACACAUAGAAGGUAAAAACAUUCAACCAACGGUUGAAGAACUGGCACGCUUUGGGUCUAAAGAAGGUGCUGUUGAUUUGACAACAAUUUCUCAAACAAUAAAGAAAGCACAAGCAGCUCGUGUUACUUUUCAAGCUGGGGACCGUGUUGAAGUUUUAAACGGGGAGCAGCGCGGCUCUAAGGGUAUUGUGGUCAAAACGGCAUCGGAUGUUGCAACUGUGAGAGUCCCUGAAUUUCCGAAACCGUUAGAAUUUUUAAUGUCAAGUUUAAGAAAGAUCUUUGAACCUGGUGAUCAUGUUACAGUCAUAAGUGGUGAGCAUCAAGGUGAUGCUGGUUUGGUGCUUACCGUAAAGCAAGGACAAGUUACAUUUAUGUCCAACCAGACAAGAGAAGAGGUUACUAUAACUGCAAACAAUUUAGCAAAAUCGCUAGAUUCUACUCCAACAUCAAGUGAAUACUCAUUACAUGAUAUCGUUGAACUUAGUGCAAAGAAUGCAGCAUGUAUUAUCCAGGCCGGUCAUGAUAUAUUCAAAGUAAUUGACGAAAGCGGUAAGGUAUCAACAAUCACAAAGGGUUCAAUUCUCGGAAAAAUCAAUACUUCUCGUUCUCGUGUAGCAACUGUGGAUACCAGCGGUAAUGAAAUCAAAAUUGGAGAUACUGUUGUGGAGAAAGUUGGUGCUCGUAGAGAGGGUCAGGUUUUGUACAUUCAAUCUCAACAAGUUUUUGUGAUGUCAAAAAAAAUAGUGGAAAAUGCAGGUGUUUUCCUUGUAAAUCCAUUGAAUGUAGAAGCUGUAGCAUCAAGGGAUAAUGUUCUAAAUAAUAAACUAGAUUUGAAUAAAAUCAAUCCGGACCUCAUGUCAAAGAUGGGGCCACCAUCCAAGGUAGCCAUACAGCAACCACAGCAAUUGAGAAUGGGACGCGAUUUAGCUCUUGGAAAGACUGUUAGAAUCCGUACUGCCGGUUACAAAGGUCAGUUAGGUAUUGUGAAGGAUGUUAAUGGAGAUAAUGCUAUUGUAGAGCUUCAUUCAAAGAACAAACACAUAACAAUUGACAAACACAGAUUGACGUACUACAAUAGAGAAGGUGGUGAUGGUUUGACCUAUGACGAACUUGUGAAUAGACGUGGUAAAUUACCUCAGGGAAGAAUAGGGCCUAGCUAUGUUAGUGCGCCAAGACAUAUGGCGGCUGGUGGCAAUGGUCCUGCUGCUAUUGGUGCUCAGGGAAGGCCAUUAUCGGGCGGAAUGACACCAGGCUGGAGUUCGUUCGAUGGAGGUAAGACGCCUGCUGCUACUGCACAAGCGGCAGGUGGUGCUUCUGCUUGGGGUGGCAGCUCUCAAUGGGGUGGUGCAUCCACCUGGGGUGGCCAAGGCGCCGGAAACGCGUCAUCCUGGGGUGGUACAUCCACCUGGGGUGGUCAAGGUUCUGGAGCCACAUCAACAUGGGGCGGAAAUUCAGCGUGGGGUAACAAGUCAAGCUGGGGUGGUGCAUCCACAUGGGCGUCCGGAGGUGAAGCCAAUGGCGCGUCCUCUACUUGGGGUGGUCGCGGUGACAAAUCUGCUUACGGUGGUACAUCAACCUGGGGCGGUAACAACAAUACUAAUAAUGGUGGAUCCUCUUCUUGGGGAAACAGCGGCGCAGCACAGCAGGGCCAUAAUUCGACCUGGGGCGGCGCUCAACAAGAGACUGGUAAUAAGUCAGCCUGGGGUGAUCAAGGUAACAGAUCCAGUUACGGAAACGGCAGUACAUGGGGUGCCUGA
Messenger RNA from Zygotorulaspora mrakii, 3192 nucleotides. It is a transcript of the gene SPT5, whose product is annotated as transcription elongation factor SPT5. The record is from RefSeq and is a predicted model, not a curated record. Gene Ontology annotation, cellular component: DSIF complex. Gene Ontology annotation, biological process: transcription elongation-coupled chromatin remodeling; transcription elongation by RNA polymerase II; regulation of transcription by RNA polymerase II. Gene Ontology annotation, molecular function: mRNA binding; protein binding. Bases 1 to 3192 code for a protein of 1063 amino acids. NCBI's taxonomy places the organism in Eukaryota, Fungi, Ascomycota, Saccharomycetes, Saccharomycetales, Saccharomycetaceae. The transcript has a single exon.